This is a messenger RNA of Chlamydomonas reinhardtii, 7016 nucleotides long. RefSeq lists its product as uncharacterized. Bases 197 to 6763 code for a protein of 2188 amino acids. The transcript has 7 exons. Lineage: Eukaryota; Viridiplantae; Chlorophyta; Chlorophyceae; Chlamydomonadales; Chlamydomonadaceae. The record is from RefSeq and is a predicted model, not a curated record.
CCAACUGUCUAGUGCGCACGCAGCUAAUUAACUGACCGGCCUGCAAAUAAUUCGUGCCGGCCAGACCUGCACGAAUGGAACGGUGCAUAUUCUAAUCUAGGCUAGAUCAUAUCAAAAAGAAACUAGCAGCAUUUGGGUGGGCCGUGGAUGCCUAAGGAGCAAGUUUAGGGCUAAGUGCGCCAGCAAGCGGCGCAAAAUGCUGCUUUCCGGCGUCCCCAGCGGCCUGGCGCGACCAAAUCGUGAAUGGCGUAUGCGUACAGGCCGCCCCAACCGGGCGGCAGGGGUCGUCUGUAUGGCGCGCGGCAAGGACACGAACCAUCGCCGGCGCGGCGGACGCAGCCCCAAUCAGAGUCGCGACCCGGGCACGGUCGAUGACGACUCGGACGAUGACGGCGACGGUCUGGCAGACGACCCCGCUGCCGCCGCCGGCCCUUACGCAGCCUACAUGGGCGGCGGCGGCGCCGCCGCAGCCGCCGCUGCCGCCGGCUAUGUGCCGUACGGCGACGUCGAUGCCGCCGCCAACCCAGACGCGGCGGCGCUGGCGGACACGUACCGCGCCCGCCAGCUGGCGGCGACGCGGCGUGCCCGGGCGGCGGCGGCUGCGGACGCGGCGGCGGCGGCGGCGUCGCGGUCUGCGGGCGUGGAGGCGUAUCUGGCCAGUCGGGGUCUGGGCUCCAUUGCGCAGUUUCGGCAGAUGGCAGACCUGGAGCUGGAGCAGACCCUGGCGGAGCUGGAGGAGGCGGAUCUGGCGGCUGUGGAGGCCCAGGUGGCGGCGGCGGGCGGGGAUCUGGAGGCGGACUGGGCGGCGCUGGAGCGCGGCCGCUCCACCACCGGCAUGGCUAAGCAGGCGGGCGGCGGCACGGCGGGCGGCAGCGGCCGCGCGGCGACGGCGCUGCCGGAUGACACAUUGCUGGCGCCGCCGUCCAACCCUAGGGUGGAGCGCAUGCGCGCCGGCGGCGGUGCCGCAGCCACCCCGCGGCGCAAGCGGCGGCUGUUUGACACCGGUGACGACGCAGGCGCCGUGGACUCGUCCUUCUUCGACGGCGCCGGCGGCAGCUACAGCAGCGGCAGUGACGAUGAGUACGACGGCAGCAGCUACAGCCGCACCAGCGGCAACAGCUACAGCUACAGCCGGCCGCCGGCGGCGGCGCCGCGCCCCAACCCGUUCCUCAUCCUGCCCAAGCGGCCGGAGGACGCGCCCCGCGGGCGGUACACUGACAUGGACGAGCUGUUGGAUAACCUGUACGAGGAAAGCACGGCAGGCAGUAGCAGCAGUGCCAGCGGCGGCGGCGCCGCCGGCAGUAGCCGGCCGGAGCUGUCGGGCCGGCCGGCCCGCCCGGCUGGCGCGGACGCGGCUCCUUCGGCGGCGCCGUACUACGGACACAUCGACGACGAGGAGGAGUACGACGGCGUGUACGACGAGUACGGCAACCGCAUCCCGGACAAGGAGGAGGUCAACAGCGCGUACGGCGACCGCAUGCUGCGCGCGCUGCGCAGCGCCCUUGUGUCUGACACCGACAAGCCAGCCCUAGCGCGGCCGCAGGCGCCGCCGGGCCGGGGCAAGCGCAAGCCGGCGCCGCCGCCGCAGGCGGCGGCUGCGCCUGCGGCGCCUGCCGCGGACGGCGAUUAUGAUGCGCUCAUGGAGCUUUUGGAGUCCGUGGGCGACGAGCUGGGGGUUGAGGAGGACGAUGACGCCGAGGCGGAGGCGGAGGCCGAGGCGCUGCGGGCGCAGCAGCAGCAGCAACAGGCGGCGGGCAGUAGCAAGCGGCCGCUCACGACCACCUCCCUGCUGAGGGCGCAGCAGCAGCAGCAGCAGCAGCAGCAGCAGCAGCAGGGCAAGCCGCAGCUGGUGGGGCGCCCGGAUGCGGCGAAGCCGCCGUCGGGCUCGGCGACCCAGGCCCGCGGGGGCCGGGCCUCGGCGCUGCCGGGCGCAGCGUCGCCGGCGCCGCCACGUGUGGGCAGCGGCUUUGCGGACGAUGACGCACGCUUCCUGGAGGACCUGCUAGACGAUGUGGACUUCGCAAGCGACCUGGGCACCGGCGCGGGCGCCAGCACCUCCUACGGCGGCGGCCGCGGCACCGCCAGCAGCACCAGCAGCGCCAGCAGCACCAGCAGCAUCCUCGGCAGCAGCCGCGGCAGCAGCGGCGGCAUGCUGGGGGCGCCCGCGCGGGCCGUGCGCCGACCCGCCCCUGGCGACCCCGACUAUGACCCCCUGCUGGACGACGACGACGACAGCCUCCUCGACUUUGAUGACGACCUGGAGCGGCAGGCCACAGGGCUGCUGGGCAAGCCCGCACUGGCAGCCAAGCCCGCACCGCGCAAUGCCGCGGCAGCGCCGCCGCCGGCGAGCAAGGGCGCCGCCAAGCGUCCGUCGCUGUCCCUGUCCGCCGCUGCCAAGGCCCGCUCCGACCUGGCCGAGCUGCUGGGCGACGACUGGGGCGCGGAAAACGAGAAUGACGACGGCGACUUUGACUUCAACGACCUGGACGAUGACCUGGACCUGAGGCCCAGCGGCAGCGGCAGGGCCAAGCCGGCACCACUGGCCAAGCCGCAGCUGGCCUCGCGGCCGGUCAAGGGCGGCGCGGAGGCGCCGCGCGGCGCCGGCAAGGGCGCCGCCGCGGCGGCUGCACGCAAGGCGGCGGUGCAGCUGGGCUCCCGCGACCUGGACUCCAUGCUGCGGGGCCUUAGCCAGCAGGACAGCGGGGGCGAGGACAGCGAUGGGGAGCAGCAGGGCCCGAGGCCGCAGGCGGGGUCGGCGGCAGCCGCCGCAGGCAAGAAGCCGCAGCUCGAUGGGUUUGAUCUGGAUUUGGAUUUGGAGCUUGACUUGGCGCUGGCGCGAGGCUCCAGUCCUGGAUCCCAGCAGCCGGUGACGGCGAUGGCCAAGCCGGCGUGGGCCAGCAGCGCUGGCAGCAGCGGAGGCAGCAAGCAGGCGGCUCCAGCCGCUGCAGCGACUCAGCCGAAGCCCAAGGCGGCAGCGGCGGAGGCGGCGGUUGCGGCUGCGCCGGCGCCCGUGACCGCGAGCACUGCGCCCUCGUUGGCGGCGGCGACUGUGGCGACGGUAAAGGCGGCAGCUGCCUCGCCUUCAUCCGCAGCCUCCACGGUGACUGCAGGGGCAAAGCGGCAGAAGCAGGAAGUGGAGGUGGCGGCAGCUGCAUCCGCCGCGGCGGCUGCGGCGGUGUCGCUGUCUGGCGCGGCGGCGGCCGCAGUGUUGACGGACCGGUCCAAGGCAGCGGUGCUCGAGCGGCUGGAGGGCAAGUCCAAACUGUCGGGCCCGCCGCCCCGCAAGCAGCAGCAACCGGCGGCACCGCAGCCCCAGCCGGCCGCAGCUGAACAGUCGCUGCUGCAGAAGCAGCCCCAGAAGCAAGAGCAGAAGCAGCCGCCGGCGCAGGCACAGGCGCAGGCGCAGGCUCAGGCGCAGAAGCAGCCCAAGCAGCCGCGCCCGGCGGCGGCGGAGCCCGCAGCGCAGAAGCUUUCGACCUCGGCAGGAGCGCAGGCGGGCCCGGAGUUGCCAUCUGCACCACCGGCACCUGCAGCAGCUGCUCCCGACCCUCGCGAAGUCGCGCUUGCAGCCGCAGCCGCUGCCGCGAAGCUGCGUGAGCUCGACGUCAGCCGUGCCGCCGGUGCCGCCCCAAAGGCCGCGGCAUCCAGCCCGGCGUUACCCGCGGCCUCGACCGAGCGCCCGGCCAGAGCUGUGGGCCAAGCGGUGGGCAUCGACAAGCCGCAGCCGCAGCACAAGCGCAGCUCAUUCGCGCGAACUCCUAGGCGCGAGACGCAGACGGUGCCGUUGACGCAACCUCAGGAAUCAACACAGGCGCAGUCCAGCCCUGCCGGCCCUGGCCCGGCAUCCGCCCCUGGCGCCGCCGCAGGGCCCAAGUCGCGCACCGGCCCCAGGCCAGCGCCUGCGGUGCGACCCUGGCGCGCUGGCCGCGCCGCGCCGCCGUCGCAGCCAGCAGCCGGCGCGCCUCCGGCGGCGGCAGUGGCCGCGGCGGCCGCCGGAGCUGAUGAGCAGCGGGGCUGGUGGACCUCGCUGGAGGCCGCGGUGGACGAACAGGUGGAGCUGCUGGUGGCGGAGGUGGAGGCGGCGGCAGCAGCAGGCGGCGGCGGCAGCGGCGGCGGCGCGGAGGCGGCGAGCGUUAGCGCCGCGCCGCAGCGGCCGGUGGUGAUGAUGGCGCUGGCGGGGCUGCGUGGCCGCAGGGCGGCGGUGGCGGCGGCGGUGGGAGAGGCGCGGGAGACAGCGCCGCGCACCCCGCCACGCUCCCGACCCGCGCCGGCGCGCCACUCAGAGACGCCGCCGACAGCGCCGCCAGCGGCUGAUGCUCCAGGCGCGCAGGUGUCGCAGGCGGUGCCGGCCGCAGCCCGCUCCGAGUCGCCACGUAUGGCACGCAGCUCACCCAGUCGCGGCCCCGCUGCAACCACAGAUGAAGCCUGGGGGCCCUCGGGCUCCAUCUUUGGCAACUCGGAUGAGCGGCCCAACUCGCCCUCUCGUUCGCCCUCUGGCUGGCCCUCUCGAUCGUCCUCCCCCUCUUCCUCUCGGCCUACCUCUUCCGAGCGCGCCAGGUCCCCACGUGGCAGCAGCUCCACGCGCCACUUCGGCGCACCCGCACACCCUCGCUCCUACCCCUCCCGGCCCUUCCGCACUUCCUCCUCAAGCAGCAGCGCGCGGCGCAGCGACCGGCCCUUCAACGCGCGCUCGGCGCCGCCGGCGCCCCGCGUCGACUUCUCAAUAGACGUGUUCGCCUCUGCCUUCCCCUCCUCCUCCUCCUCCUCCCCCUCCUCCUCCCCCUCCUCCUUCCCCUCCGCCUCCGCCACCGCCCCCUCCUCCGCCCCCUCCUCCUCCUCCGCCUCCCCCUCCUCCUUCCCCUCCUCCUCCUCCGCCUCCGCCCACUCCGCCCCCUCCUCCGCCUCCACCGCCUCCGCCUCCUCCUCCGCCUCCGCCCCCUCAGCCCCCUCCUCCUCCUCCUCCUCCCCCUCCUCCUCCGCCUCCGCCUCCUUCUCCUCCCCCUCCUCCUCCGCCUCCGCCUCCGCCUCCUCCUGGGAGCCGAGCAGCUACAGCGGGGCGCUCUCUCGGCUACAGCAGAUGGUGCGUCGCGGCGAGCUACUGAGAGGCGACAUCGAGGGCGUGGAGGUGAGGGGGCCAUCCCAGGCAAACGUGGCGCCGGGCGCAGCGCCGGCCGGAGCGCAGGAUGGUGAUGGGGAUGGGGCGGGCGAGGAAGGGGGCGAGGGCACAGGCAGCGUGGUGGUGGCGGCGCUGGUGCGUUUCCCGGUGCUUGAGCAGCUGGGCGUUCAGCAGCCGAUGCGCGUGCCGGCAAAGCGCCUGCACGGCUGGCGGGACUGGCACACGACCGCGAAGUUGUUUGCGGAGGGCGGUCUGGCGUCGACUGGCGAGGAUAAGAAGGAGCAGCAGCAGCAGCAGCAGCAGCAGCAGCAGCAGCAGCAGCAGCAGCAGCAGCAGCAGCAGCAGCAGCGGCCAGAGAGGGAGACGGCUGCUUUGGUAGCCGGGGCUGUCGUUGGCGGUGGCAGUGAUGCUCCAGGUGGCGGCGGCGCCGCUGGGGUCUGGCCCAGCCGCAAGAUGUGGGGCGUGGUCACCAACAUCAAGUGCCUGGUGGAAGAGGAGGCAGCGAUGGCGGCGGCGGGUGCCUCGGCGCAAGCCUCCGGGGCCAACUGGUUCGAGGUGUGUGUGACCGAGCCGCUGCCGCCCAGGGUGCACUACCAGUCCGACGAGGCGGGCCUCCACGAGCGGCAGCAGAUUCUCCGCAGCAACAUGGGUACCAAGGUGUUGGCCCGGGUGGUGGGCAUCACCCACUGGGGCGCCUUCUGCGAGCUGCAGCUGCAGACCGAGCCGCGCUCGGAGGCGCAGGCGCAGGCGCAGGCGCAGGCGCAGGCGCAGGCGCAGGCGCAGGCGCAGGCGCAGGCGCAGGCGCAGGCGCAGGCGCAGGCGCAGGUGCAGGCACAGGCACAGGCACAAGCGCAGGCGCAGGCGCAGGCGCAGGUGCAGGCACAGGCACAGGCACAAGCGCAGGCGCAGGUGCAGGCGCAGGCACAAGCGCAGGCGCAGGUGCAGGCGCAGGCACAAGCGCAGGCGCAGGUGCAGGCGCAGCUGCCGCCGCAUCAGGAGCGCGCGCUGCAGGUGUUUCUGGAACGGAACACGGUCACGGCUUCCGACGCGGCGCCGGCCCCGCCGCAGGUGCAGGCCAGCGCCGGCAGCACCACUGGCAACGUCGAAAGCGAUGGCAUCAGCACCAGCCGUAGCAGUGGCAACAGUGGCAUCAGCGGCGGCGCUAGCAGCAGCGCCGGCUGCCUGCGGCCGCAGCUGUGCUUCCUGCCGGCUGCGUCCAUGGCCGGCCGGCUGGCGGAGCUGUGGCAGCGGUGCGUUGCGUUGGACUCCAACACCCGCCGGCGCGUGGUCAUUGCCCGCUCGGAGCCGCCGGCCCUGGCCUCCAGUCCGAUAGAGCCGGGCCAGCUGCUGCUGCCGCCGCCGCCGCCACAGUGGCCGCCGCAGCCGUCUGGGCUGCUGCAGGUGGGGCACCUGGUGGAGGCCACCGUGUGCGGCUGCUACACCUGCCCGCCCAUGCAUGGCCGCACGCCGCACCUGCUGCUGGCGCAGCUGCAGCAGCGGCCGUACGUGCGCGCGGCGGGCAUGAGUACGGCGCUGGGGUACAACUUUGAGCCCAAGCAGUCGCGCAGGCAGCAGCAGGGCGGCGGCAGCGCCGGAGGCCGCGGUGGUGGCAGGGCGGCGGGGCGCAGCGCUGGGCGCGGGAGGUAGACGGCGCAGGGCGCAGGUCUGGGUGGCGAGCACGGGCGGGCGACCGAGCGUUGUGCAAUGGCGGGCACUGCCGUACGGUUGCAGCGGCACUAGCAAGUUCUAUGGGAACAUGGCGCCACCAGUGCGCGAUGAUGCAGGAUGAGACAUUGAGUCAAUCCUGAGGCAACUAAGUGGGAUUCAGGCUUGACGGGCUGGCGGUAGGGCAGUGCCUGACUGCCUGACACUCGUGCGGCUGCUGUAAGUGAAGCUGUGA